Neocloeon triangulifer is the source of this 4845-nucleotide messenger RNA. It is a transcript of the gene cora, whose product is annotated as protein 4.1 homolog. Bases 258 to 3593 code for a protein of 1111 amino acids. The record is from RefSeq and is a predicted model, not a curated record. NCBI's taxonomy places the organism in Eukaryota, Metazoa, Arthropoda, Insecta, Ephemeroptera, Baetidae. Gene Ontology annotation, molecular function: structural molecule activity; actin binding. Gene Ontology annotation, cellular component: plasma membrane; cytoskeleton. The transcript is spliced from 18 exons.
UGAGGUCAAGACCAAGCCCAGUUCUGCCCCCAGAGUUGUGUGUCUGUCUGUGUUGUUCACCUGUAAACGUCAAGCAAAAAUCUGAGGCUGACUCGCGCGUUUCGGGGUGGUUUGAUCGAUCAAACUUUUGGAUGCAAGUCGGCCGCCUCGGCUACACCGUUUGAUGGCGUUUUGAAGCGUCAGGCGAGAAUUCGGCUGCUUUUAGGUGGCUUUUCCAACGACACAGACGCUGAGAGGAAGUGAAAAUCAGCAGCAAAAUGCCUGAAGAACAGCAACAGGCCGCGGCCGUCAAGAGCCCGACGAUUAGCAAAAAGUCCGUGGGCAAGAAAGUGCUGGCCAGAAUCCACAUGCUCGAUGGAUCUGACAUAGAGCUCAGCAUUGAACGCAAAUGCAAGGGUUACGAGUUGAUGGAGCAACUGUGCGAGUCAAUCAAUUUGCUCGAGAAGGACUACUUUGGACUCACAUACGAGGACCGCUACGACAAACGCAACUGGCUUGAGCUGGAGAAAGGCAUUUCAAAGUUCAUCAAAGAUGAGCCGUGGGCGUUCAACUUUGAGGUGAAGUUUUAUCCGCCCGAUCCGUCACAGUUGCAGGAAGACAUCACCAGAUAUUACUUGUGUCUUCAAGUCAGAAAUGACAUUCUUACUGAAAAGUUGCCUUGUUCAUUUGUGACACAUGCUGUCCUGGGUUCGUACCUUGUCCAGUCGGAGUUUGGCGACUUCGACCCAGACGAGCAUGGAAGGAAUUACUUGAGAAACUUCCAGUUUGCUCCAAACCAAACUAUGGAGAUGGAAGAAAAGGUUAUGGAACUCCACAAAGGGCUCAAGGGCCAGACUCCUGCUGAAGCAGAAUUACACUACUUGGAGAACGCCAAGAAACUAGCCAUGUACGGCCUGGAUCUGCAUCCAGCCAAAGACUCUGAGGGCGUUGACAUCAUGCUGGGCGUUUGCGCCUCAGGCCUUCUCGUCUACAGAGACAGACUGAGGAUCAACCGCUUUGCCUGGCCAAAAAUACUGAAAAUAUCCUACAAACGACACAAUUUCUACAUCAAGAUACGCCCUGGCGAGUUUGAGCAAUGCGAGUCCACUAUUGGCUUCAAGCUGGCCAACCACAGAGCUGCGAAAAAGCUUUGGAAGGUGUGUGUGGAACAUCACACCUUCUUCAGACUGAUGACUCCAGAGCCAUUACCCAAGUCGAGCCUUUUCCCACGCUUUGGCUCAAAAUUCCGCUAUUCCGGAAGGACGCACUACGAGACGAAGAAGGUGUUGAUUGAUCGUCCUGCGCCUCAGUUUGACCGUAGCCUCAGUGGCAGGAGACUCACUUCUCGCAGCAUGGAUGUGAUUCCAGUUGUGACCACGGCCAGAACCACGGCCAACGCUGCCGAUCCCUCAAAACGCCACACCAUGUCGCACCCUCCGGAACACAUUCCAGAGAUUGACAACCUCAACGAGAAGCCUCUAAAGGAUAAGGAGAACAAGGACCGCAAGUUGAAGGAUGAGAAGCUGAAGGAAAAGAUUGAAAGGAAACCGAGUGUAUCCUCUGACGGUUCCUCCAGCUCAAUGGAGGGCGAGUACGAAGCUAACAAGGAACAGACUUGUGAUGAGACAACUUCUAAGAAACCGGUCGGUGGAGUAGCAGUUCUGCCUUCUGGAAUAUUUGGAAAGAAGAAGAAAGACAAGAAAAAAGAUGACGAAGAGAAGCGUGACGAAGAAAAGGAAGCAACGGCUGAGAACGGCACUGAGGAGGUGAAGGCCGAGAAGACGCCUGCCUCCCCUGACAAUAAGAAGGACAAAAAGAAGGGCAAGAAAGAAAAAGAUGAAAAGAAGGAGAAGGAAAACCAGGCUGGUACUCCUGAAAAGGAAAAGGCAGCUGAGAAGGAGAAGAAAGAAAAAUCAAAAUCAAAGAUCUCAGGAUUGUUUUCCAUUGGUUCGUCACCAUCAAAAGAACAAGAUGCAAACAAGAAAGGCAAAAAGAGCACCGGAUCUGUCGCAGACGAUUCUUCCACCCUUGAAUCUCCCCAGUCACUGAAAGCCAGUCCCCAAAGCAAGGCUGUCCUUGCAGACGGAGGCCCUCCUGAAGGCUCUCCCCAACUGCCAGGCUACACCCGAGAGUACGACUACGAAGAAAAUCCCAACCUGUCUCCAUCAAGGAGCAGAAACGCUGCUAUUUUGGCUCACGGCUUCACAUAUGAAAAGGACCCUUGCCAAAGUCCACUUGCUCUCAACCAACCUCAAGACGGCCCUCAGGGGGGCAGUCGCAAGGCUGUUGGACUCGCAUUCAACUAUGCCCCUGGUGAGGACAAGAAAGUGGCCGAGACAGCUGCUGAAAAGAGAAAAACCUUUGACCAGAAGUUGGCCAGCCCUCCUUCCCUUAGACAAGAAGCAGCCAUUCAACAGCAAGGCUUGAACACCCCUGGCUUUGACUACGUUGAGUCUGCCUCGCGCAAGGAACAGGCCAAGGGUGGUAUUGCUGGCAAACCAGUUGCCAUCCCCACUCCUGGCCAGGAAAAGAGCCAAAAAGAAAAACCGGAAAAGUCCUCGGCUGCUUCUGCUGUGGCUGCCUUGCUGUCUAUGGGCAAGAAGGGGAAGAAAGAAGAAAAGAAGGAAGAGAAGAAAGACAAAAAGAAGGACAAGAAGAAGAAAAAGAAGGAGGAGUCAGAGGACAGCUCAAGCAGUAGCAGCAGCAGUAGUGAGGACUCGAUGAUCGAUCAAUACGCACAAGGCAACGAAACCGUCCGUUCAACUGGAGACUCGGUUGUGGUCAACACACCCAAGAUUUUCAAGACCACCACCAAACAGAGGGUGGUGCAGAAUGCAGAGGGAAUCAUGCAAAACAUUGAAGAGAAGGUGGAAGACCUCACUCCAGGCGGAACUGGAGCCGUUACCGUCUCAAACGUCAUCAACACGGCUGACGCUGAAAUUGCGGAGAGUUCUCCUCAUGUGACCGCCACUGCAGUGACAACAAGGACGGCAAUGAUGACCGAGGACAAGGAGAAAAAUGAGAAAACUAGCCAGAUUGAAGAGAAAACAUUUGCACAUACCACAACCACUAGCGCCACUCGUCAGGAGCAGCGUGUAGUGACACAGGAAGUGCGCUCAACCUCAACGGUGCUCACUGGUGACCAGAAUAUUUACCGGAGAGAAAGAACUUCAAGCGGCAGCUCCAAUGACUCUGGUACCCCGAUUGAUUUAGAGGAGGGCCAGACUCCCAUUGUGAAAACGGAGAGCAUGGUUUAUGACCCUGACGCAGUGAAUCAGUUUGAGCCCCCACAGAGCACCAUGCAAGUGCCACUUGUGCAGACCGAGAGUCGCAAAGUAGCGCUUGAGUCCGCCGAUGGCAACUACAGCGCCUCUGGAGAGAUCAUCAGCUCACAGACCAUCAGCAGCAAGACGCGCACUGUCGAAACCAUCACAUACAAGACAGAAAAGGAUGGAAUUGUUGAGACCAGGGUCGAACAGAAGAUCACCAUCCAGUCGGAUGGUGACCCCAUUGACCACGACAAAGCUCUGGCUGAGGCUAUUCAGGAGGCGACGGCCAUGAACCCAGACAUGACUGUUGAGAAGAUUGAAAUCCAGCAGCAAUCUGCGCAGUAAAAUAUAAAUAAUGGCACUCCAGGUCUCUAUAUUGUGGAGAAUAAACAAGACCGUGAUAAAUUUCAAAAUCGGCUAUUCUUCUAACGAAGAUUGCUUCUCAGCUUUUUUCUGGCGGCCUUCACCAAUAUUUUCUCUUCAUAUAUAUGAUGUUAGGACCAAAUUCAAAACACAAGCAUUUAUGCAAGAAUUCCACUGUAGUUUACAGUUAAACAUUUAAAUAGAAAUGAAUAUUACAGAGAUGAUGAAAAUGUAACCAAACUUUUAUCUAUGGCAGCACAUGUGCGUUAUGCACCUUGCACUCCAUGCAGCCUCAAAAGGAUAUUAUUUAUUAAUGCUAAGGAGAAAAAUAACAGCUUUGAAUGUAAUCUACUUUACAUUAUUGAUGGAAAAAGUGCAGCUAUGUGGAUGAACCUUUUGUCGAAGACUAAAAUGACCAGUUCUUUCAUUAGAGAAAUGUGUAUGAAAUAAUAAUGCCUGCAAAGCAUGCUAGUUUGAAAUAUUGUUGCAAGAAAAGGAAUUCAUAGGUUGGUGGGAUGGUUACUGAUUAAUUUCGUUACUAAAUUGAUACUUACAAUGAAGGAUUCUGCAAAUGAUUCUUCUAGCCAAGAUAAUAAAGAAUCGACAUAAAUAUGUGUGAAAUCGAAAGCAGCUAACAAAUUAUCUAUUUUUAAUCAAAUGCCAUGUUAACAACAACUUACUCAAAGCUUAUAAAUUUUUCUUAACUUACUCAAAAUCUUGAGUCACCGUGAAGUGCAUGUUCUCCUUUUGUAAACAAAUUAAAAUUACCUCUUUUCUUUAUUAUCAAACGAAGAUUCUUAGGGCGUAAGUCUUUUUUACACUGUAUUUUAGUUUUGAUAAUUUUUUAGUUAACACAAACAUAUUGUUGAAGGGGCUGCGUGUUCAUAUCCAUUUAUUGUACGAAUGUUACUUUGUUGACUUCAUUGAUUAAGAUGCUAAAAUUAGUCCAGUAAGAAAGAAGUAUUAUGGUUAGUUACUAAUAUUAUAAAUAUUUUCACACAUUGUAAUUUUUGCUUCCACAGGCAACUGAUUGAUAAUUUUCAAAUUGUGUUACUUUUAUGUUUGUUGUUAUCUACGUUAGAACAAAAGUUUGAUGCCUCUCCAUACUUGAAAUACUACGUUCUGUUUAUCAGCAAAACCAAUUCAUAAUUCAGCUAGGAAAUCUCACUUUUUACAGAUCUAUAAAAGCCUUUUAUGCGGAUGCUUUAAAUGCAAUAAACUGAUGUUAGCGGCA